AUGGCAAGCACACAAGACGAAUGUGUGGUACUCAGCUACGCCAAAUGGCUCCCAAUCUACGAUCGAGAGGUACCCUUUCAAAUUCUGAGCGACUUCUCGGGUGACUACAAGAGGACCAAUCUGGAAUUUGGUCCCGCACCAGUGGCAGAAACGAUCCACGACAUUCGCAACCUUGAGUCUACGUUCAAACUUGACAUUCAUGGUUUCCAGGUUUGUCGCCAAGAAACAUCUGUGCAGGACUGGACAGAUCGGCGGUCCAUAGAGACCCAGUACUACGAUGAAAUGGAGCAAAUGCUGAGGAGUGAGCUCGACGAUGUGGACGAAGUGUUCUUCUAUGACUGGAGACCCCGGAAGAAUGUGCCGUUCCAAAUCGAGGGUGUCACCAAAGUCGACCUCGACGACCUCAGCCAGUACCUGAUGCCAGUUGGCAAUGCUCAUAUUGUCAGGGACUGUCCUCUUGCCCUGUGCGACGGCAGAACGGUGGACGCCAAGGACCUCUUGCCAACCGAUCAUAUCAAGAAGGCCUACAUUGGUCAGACGAGCAAUCUAAUGUACCGCCCCGGCUAUUCCUGGCAUUAUCUCAGCAGUCAGACCCGCGAGGAGUGUAUCAUCUUCAAGAUGUUUGACUCGUUGAACGGCGUUACAAAGCCUGAGAGGAAUAACCAAGACUGCCCCCAUGUCGCGUUUCGUCAUCGUCAAAUACCGGCCGAUACACCACCUCGAGAGAGUUUUGAGAUCCGUGCCCUUGUCUUCACGUAUCCAGACCCGACAGUUAAGUCGUAG
This is a messenger RNA of Thyridium curvatum, 783 nucleotides long. RefSeq lists its product as uncharacterized. The transcript is spliced from 4 exons. Lineage: Eukaryota; Fungi; Ascomycota; Sordariomycetes; Thyridiales; Thyridiaceae. Gene Ontology annotation, molecular function: oxidoreductase activity. The record is from RefSeq and is a predicted model, not a curated record. The coding region runs from base 1 to 783 and encodes 260 amino acids.